GUGUGGGAUAUCAAGUCGCGCGCAAACGUGGCCAGCUUCGACGUCGAGCAGCCCGUCUCGUGCCUAUCCUUCUCCGAGAACGGCUUCUACCUCGCCACCGGCGGCGCCGAGGGCGCGCUGAAGUUGUGGGACCUGCGCAAGCUGAAAAACAUCCACACGAUCGACGUGGGCGCGCCCGUCCGCUCCGCCGCCUUCGACUUCAGCGGCCAGUUCCUCGCCGCCGCCGCGGGCACCACCUCCCUCUACGAGACAAAGUCGUGGGCGUCGCUCGCGCAGCACAAGGCGGCGGCGAGCGGCGUCUCGUUCGGCGCCGCCGCCUCGCUGCUCGCCGCCGCGGGCCCGGACGGCAAGCUCACCCUCUACGGCAGCGCGUGAGUUCGAGAGGGGGGCGGCGCUUCGGGAGAGCCGAGCGUCGAGGGCGACGGGGGUCAUGUGCUCCCAGGCUGGCCGUGUGGCUCCAGGGCCGCGCGCCGGGAAUGAUAAAGUAGCUAGUAGGCGUUUCGGGGCGACGUCUCUCGUUGGCGGCUUUUCACCACUCUCCUCUUGUGCUGACGAGUAUCGUUAACGCACGCGGCACGCGCGCGGUACAUACAUGUGUUAAAAAUU
Molecule: messenger RNA, 606 nt
Organism: Emiliania huxleyi CCMP1516
Lineage: Eukaryota; Haptophyta; Isochrysidales; Noelaerhabdaceae
Exons: 2
Biological process (GO): mRNA splicing, via spliceosome; DNA repair
Cellular component (GO): Prp19 complex; U2-type catalytic step 1 spliceosome; cytoplasm
Molecular function (GO): ubiquitin protein ligase activity; protein binding
Source: RefSeq, a predicted model, not a curated record